CCGGUCGCCGGGAUGGUGCAUUUGUACAACCUGCACCCGUUCGGGUCGCAGCAGGUGGUGCCCUGCAAGCUGGAGCCCGAACGCUUCUGCGGCGGGGGGUCCGACGCGCUGUUCGUGGCGGCGGGCUGCAAGGUGGAGGCGUUCGCGGUGGCCGGCCAGGAGCUGUGCCAGCCGCGGUGCGCCUUCUCCACGCUCGGCCGGGUGCUGCGCCUGGCCUACAGCGAGGCUGGAGACUAUUUGGUAGCAAUUGAAGAGAAAAACCAAGCGACUUUUCUACGCGCUUACGUGAACUGGAGAUGUAAAAGGACCGAAAACUCGCGCGUGUGUAUCCGCAUGGUCGGCCACAACGUGGAGGCACCGUCCCGAGAGAGCUUCCGAGACCAGAUGUCCAUUGUGGAAAUGCCGCUCUCCGAGGCCCCCUUGUGCAUUUCCUGUUGUCCUGUGACAGGGGACCUUCUUGUUGGCUGCACAAAUAAGUUCAUCUUAUUUAGUCUGAAGUACCAAGUCAUCGAUGAACAAUUGUCGGUACUGGACUUUGAACGUUCUUUAAUUAUACACGUACGUAACAUCACUCCUGUUGAAAUUUCUUUCUGUGUUGGAUAUGUGGCUGUCAUGUCAGAAUUAGAAGUCUUGAUCCUAAAACUGGAGUCAACCCCUACAAAUGGAGAGAGAGUUCAGCACCGUCCACGUAAGCCCAGCACCCUGGUGACGCGGGCAGAAGGCGUCAAUAACGAAACUUUGCACGUUGAGUCGGACGAUUUUGUCCUCUGCCCAAAGCCCAUGGAACUGCUCGGCGAGAACAGUGAACAGUCUGGAGUGUCUGUGACGCUGGAGUCGACAGGACUGGAGGAGGGAAAAAUAAGAUAUUUCCAUGUUCAGCAUCUGCUCUAUAGACGUUUUGCCCCCGACGUUUCGUCCUAUGCCUCGUCCGAUGACGUCCAGCUGCAUUCCCUCCAGCUGCUGCCCAUUUACCAGACAGAUUCUCUUACUUCUCAGAGAAAAAAUUUGUCUCAGGAAAAGGAGUUGCUGAGUCUGUUUUGUUUUUUCUCAUUGCCUCAUGUGGGCUAUCUCUACCUGGUGGUCAAGUCGGUGGAAUUAAUGUCGGUGUACCAGUACCCCGAGAAGUCCCAGCAGGCCGUGCUCACGCCACAGUUUUUGCAUGUCAUCACAAGUAACUACCUGCAGUGUUUCACCGUGCGGUGCAGUGCGGCGGCGGCCCGCGAGGAGGACCCCUACGUGGACUCCACCCUGAAGGCUUGCCCACCUGUCAGUAUGGACGUCUGCGUUCUAAGAAUACAGCUUUUCAUAGGCUUGAAAGCCAUCUGCCACUUCAACAGCCACAUCGUACUCCUGGCCAAGGCGGACCCUGACGCGGUUGCAGAGAGAGGAGAGGCGCCCAGGAGGCUUCUUUCUAAAAAAGGCACCAGGGUGAAAUUCAGAACACCUCCCGUAGCUGAGGCCGGAUGGAGCUUGUACGUAGUGAACACGGUCUCCCCGGUGCGGCUGUACAGAGAAAUGGUGGACUACAGCAACACCUACAGCAAGACCCAGAGCUGCAUCCACCUGCUCAGUGAGGCCCACCUGCUGGUGAGGGCUGCCCUGAUGGACGCCAGCCAGCGGGAGCCUGGGGACACAGCGGAACUUGUGGAAGCAUUUAAGGAAAGCUGUGGGCACCUUGGAGACUGCUACAGCAGGCUGGACACCCCGCAUUCCCACCUGGCCCUGCCCUACUACAGGAUGUCUGGUCUGUCCGUGGCUGACGUCCUGGCUCGAGUGGACUGGGCGGCCGGCGGCGGGCCGCAGAAGGGGCUGAUCUUCUAUAUUAGUCAUUCACUUUAUGAAAAUCUGGAUGAAGAAUUAAGUGAGGAGUUAGCGGUCAAGGUGGUUCAGAUGUUCCACGUGGCUGAGCCGAAGCAGGUGCCCCACAUCCUCUGCAGCCCUUCCAUGAAGAAUGUCAACCCUUCCGCUGCCAUGAGCUACCUCCGAAAACUGGACACUUCCGGGCUUUCGUCCGUCUUAGUGACGCUGACCAAGGCAGCGAUGGCUCUGAAGAUGGGAGACCUGGACCUGUACGGGAGUGCGAUGAAGAGCCAUUCAGAGAUGAAGUUAGUAUGUGGUUUUACUCUGGAACCUCGGCUAUUGAUUCAACAGAAGAAGGGACAGAUUGUUCCAACUGAGUUUGCAGUUCACUUGAAGGAGACCCAGCCCGGCUUGCUUGUGGCCUCAGUCCUGGGCUUACAGAAAAACAACAAAAUUGGGAUUGAAGAGGCCGAUUCCUUCUUUAAGGUGCUCUGCGGCAAGGGUGGGGAUGCGGCUCCUCAGCUCCUGGUGGACUUCUGGGAAGCCCAGCUGGCGGCAUGCCUGCCGGAGGUGCUGCUGCAGGAACUCCUGUCCAAGCUCACGUCCCAGUACAUCUGGAGACUGUCGAAGAGGCAGCCCCCUGACACUGCGCCGCUGAGAACAUCGAAGGACCUGAUAAACGCCUGUAGCCAUUAUGGCUUAAUCUAUCCCUGGGUUAAUGUCUUAAUAGCAUCUGCCUCCUUACCUGACAAAAAUUAUACAGAAGAUCUCUCCAAAUUACAGUCUCUUAUAUGUGGUCCUUCAUUUGACAUAGCUUCCAUCAUUCCGUUCCUGGAGCCCCUGUCAGAAGACACUGUCGCUGGCCUGAGCGUCCAGGCUCUGUGCCGGACACGGCUGAAGGAGUAUGAGCAGUGCAUCGACGUGCUGCUGGAGAGGUGCCCCGAGGCGGUCAUCCCGUACGCCAGUCACGAGCUGAAGGGAGAGACCCGGACUUUGUGGUGGAAAAAACUGCUGCCUGAACUCUGUCAGAGGAUAAAGUGUGGUGGAGAGAAGCACCAACUUUACCUGUCGUCGCUGAAAGAAACGCUGUCCGUUGUCGCUGUGGAACUAGACCUGAGGGAUUUCCUGAACGUCCUUCCAGAAGAUGGCACCGUGGCAUUUUUCUUGCCGUAUCUUCUCUACUGCAGCCGGAAGAAAUCCCUGACUUGAAGGCAUCACUUGAAAGUCGGCACAACAGCGUAGGAGAAGGAAUAAUGUUAAAUAAUUGAAUGCCGCGUACAACUGUGACGGAAGGGUUUUCAUAUGGAAUAUGUACAUAUAUUGCAAAUGCUUUCGGGCCUCUUACCUUACCAUGGUAUUUUCUAAUUUAUUACCUGAAUCCACUUAAUUGUCCAGAAUGUGAAAAAGCUACAAGGCAUAAGCAUUUCCUCAAAGAAGGUCCAUAUUUUUAAGGUAGAGACUGGCUUCUAUUUCAGAGAGCAUUGAUUUACUGUUGUUGGAGACAUUACAAUCUUUGUCACCCCAGGAAAACAAAGAACCUUUUUGUAAGUAUGUGUGAAAGAACAUCCCUCUAAGUGAUCCAGAAUUUAAUCUUGAUUUUUCCAGUUUUUUUUUUUUAAAUUGGGCCACUUUUUAAAACAAUUUUCUUUGAGAAAGAUCUUAAUGUUUCCCCCCAGUAAACGAUUUCAAACUAUUAUUUUGUUACUUUUAAAAUCCAUGCUGCAUUUCUCUCUGAAGCAAACGAAGUAGAAGCGUACAGGGUCCCUUCCUGGACUGGCCGGGACCUCGUGCUCUGCUGCUGUGUGCUGUGGCUCUUAGCUCGAGUGUACGUGCAAAUAAAGGGCUA
Molossus molossus (Pallas's mastiff bat) is the source of this 3646-nucleotide messenger RNA. RefSeq names its product HPS3 biogenesis of lysosomal organelles complex 2 subunit 1 (gene HPS3). The record is from RefSeq and is a predicted model, not a curated record. The transcript has 17 exons. NCBI's taxonomy places the organism in Eukaryota, Metazoa, Chordata, Mammalia, Chiroptera, Molossidae. The coding region runs from base 13 to 3009 and encodes 998 amino acids. Gene Ontology annotation, biological process: organelle organization. Gene Ontology annotation, cellular component: cytoplasm.